GGGCGACACUGGAAUUUGGGAAGAACAAGCUACGGAAGGAAUUCCAGGAGUCCGUCUCUACCAUAUAAUGCCUUCAAUCGCUACACGAGAAGGACCCGGCGUUGGAAUCGAGGCAGAGAAACGAGUUCUGGGUCGAAAGGAGCAAAGUUGGGACGAAGUGGGCUGCAGGAGGAAAAUACCCGGUCGGGUGGCAAAAUACCCGACCGGGUAUCUAUCGUUUUGGGCACCCGUGGAACAGAGAGGGGCC
This is a messenger RNA of Linum tenue, 247 nucleotides long. The record is from the annotation of a GenBank genome assembly. Lineage: Eukaryota; Viridiplantae; Streptophyta; Magnoliopsida; Malpighiales; Linaceae.